This is a messenger RNA of Trematomus bernacchii (emerald rockcod), 5408 nucleotides long. Its product is annotated as protein NLRC3-like. The record is from RefSeq and is a predicted model, not a curated record. Gene Ontology annotation, molecular function: protein binding. NCBI's taxonomy places the organism in Eukaryota, Metazoa, Chordata, Actinopteri, Perciformes, Nototheniidae. The coding region runs from base 69 to 3494 and encodes 1141 amino acids. The transcript is spliced from 11 exons.
CAGUAACAGAAGGAGAAUGAGAAGUGUUGUGAGAUGUGCUUGUUUAAACGGGUUUCCAUUGGAUCAAAAUGAGAGUGUUUGCAGGUAAACGCUACAACAUGAAUGUGUCUGAGGAGAGAGAGCAUGAUGUCUCUUCCUCUGAAGUCACUCUAUCUGAUCCACAUGACAACAAGACCAGAGCUGUGCACCCACAGACACAGGAGAGACCAGACUCACCUGGACCGACCUGUGUGUCUGUGAGGAGUGACCGGUCAAUGUCUGAACCUAUUGAGUUCAAGAACAUGGGGCCAAGUGUUGAGCUAAGCCCAAUGAAGCAGGAGAGACCAGACUCACCUGGACCAACCUGUGUGUCUGUGAGGAGUGACCAGUCUAUGACUGAACCUGAGUUCAAGAAUGAGGGGCCAAUUGUUGAGUCAAGAUUUCCACGGAAAAGAUCAGUGGUCAUCAAAGGGAGGCCUGCAAAGAAACAUCCACAAAAUCUGGACUCCAUUUUCAUGCUUCUUGAGGAGAGCAUUGUGACAUUUGUGAAGAAGGAGUUGAAGAAGUUCAAGCGAGUUCUAGAAAGUUCAGAACGCUUAGAGGAGCUGAAAGAAGAGGAUGAUUCUCUGGAAGGUGAAGACGAAGAGCAGGGAAGCAGCAACAGAGAUGCAUUUCUGACACUCACACUCAACUUCCUGAGGAACAUGGAGCAGGGCCAGCUGGCUGACUCUCUACAGAGCAGAAGUCUUAUUUCGAUUUGCCAACGUAAACUGAAGUCUAAACUGAAGGAAAAGUUUCAGUGUUUGUUUGAAGGAAUUGCUAAAGCAGGAAACCCAACAUUUCUGAAUAGUAUCUUCACAGAACUCUUCAUCACAGAGGGGGAAGGUAGAGAGGUCAAUGAUGAACAUGAGGUCAGACAGGUAGAAGCUGCAUCCCGAAAAUCAACCAGUUCAGAAACAACAAUUAGACAUGAGGAUAUUUUUAAACCUUUACCUGGAAGAGAGACACCAGUCAGGACUCUGCUGACAAAGGGAGUGGCUGGCAUUGGGAAAACCGUCUUUACGCAGAAGUACAUCCUGGACUGGGCUGAAGGCAAAGCCAACCACAAUAUACAGUUUGUCUUUCCAUUCACUUUCAGAGAGCUCAAUUUGCUGAAAGCAGAAAAAUACAGCUUGGUGGAACUUCUUCAUCACGUCUUUACUGAAACCAAAGAAGCAGGAAUCUGCAGGUUUGAUGAGUUCCAGGUUGUGUUCAUCUUUGACGGCCUGGACGAGUUUCGACUUCCCCUGGACUUCCAAAACAAUGAGAUACUCACUGAUGUUACAAAGCCAACUUCAGUUGGAGUGCUGCUGACAAACCUCAUUAGAGGUAAGUUGCUUCCCACUGCUCGCCUCUGGAUAACAACACGACCUGCAGCAGCCAAUCAGCUCCCGCCUGAGUGUGUUGACAUGGUGACAGAGGUGAAAGGCUUCAAUGACCCACAGAAGGAGGAAUACUUCAAGAAGAGAUUCAGAGAUGAAGGGCACGCCAGCAAAAUCAUCUCCCACGUCGAGGCAUCAAGAAGCCUCCACAUCAUGUGCCACAUCCCAGUCUUUUGCUGGAUCACUGCUACAGUUCUGGACCAUGUCUUGAAAAACAGAGAGAGGGCAGAGCUGCCCGAGACCCUGACUGAGAUGUACAUCCGCUUCCUUGUGGUUCAGACCAAACAGUGGAAUGUAAAGUAUCAUGGAAGUGCGGCAACAGAUCAAGUCUGGACCACAGAAACCAAGGAGACCAUUCUCACUCUGGGAAAACUGGCUUUUGAGCAGUUGGAAAACGGAAACCUCAUCUUCAAUGAAGCAGACCUAAAAGAGUUUGGCAUUGAUAUAAAAGCUGCGUCAGUCUUCUCAGGACUUUUUACAGAGAUCUUCGAAGAUGGCUUUGGACUGAACCAGGACAAGAUGUUCUGUUUUGUCCAUCUGUCCGUUCAGGAGUUUUUUGCUGCACUCUAUGUCUUCCUGACAUUCAGCAACACUGGCAUUGAUCUCCUGAAAAAAAGGCGAUUCCCCUCAGUGCAGAGUGUGCCAUUACAACGUGAGUUUCACUUCACUCUCUACAAGACUGCAGUGGACAAGGCUUUAGAGAGUCCAAAUGGACACCUGGACUUGUUUGUCCGCUUCCUUCUGGGCCUUUCACUGGAAACCAAUCAGAAACUCCUACAAGGCUUGCUGAAAAAAGGGGAAAGUAAACAAGAAGUCAAUGGGAGGCUGGUGCAGUACAUCAAGAACAAGAUCAAGGACAGUCCUCCAGAGAGGAGCAUGAAUCUCUUCCACUGUCUGAAAGAGUUGAACGACAGUUCACUAGUGGAGGAGAUCCAGCAGUACCUGAGAUGCGGGAAUGUCUUUGGAAAGAAUCUCUCGCCUUCACAGUGGUCAGUGCUGGUUUUCAUCCUAAUGUCAUCGCAAAAGGAUCUGGACGCACUUGACCUGAGGAAAUUAUUUUCUUCUGAGGAGGGUUUUCAAAGGCUGCUGCCAGUUGUCAAAGCAUCCAAAGCCGCUCUGUUGAGUGGCUGUAACCUCUCGUCGAGAAGUUGUGAAGCUCUGGUCUCAGUUCUCACUUCCAAGAACUGUAGCCUGAGAAAGCUGGACCUGAGCCACAAUGACCUGCAGGAUGGAGGAGUUAUGCUGCUCUCAGCUGGACUGAGGAGUUCACACUGUAGACUAGAGAUUCUUGGGCUGUCAGGCUGCAUGGUCAGAGAGAAAGGCUGUGAGAUUCUGGCUUCAGUUCUGAAGUCUAACUGCUUAGAUCUGAGAGAGCUGGAUCUGAGCUACAACCACCCUGGAGACUCAGGAGUGGCCCAGCUACAUGCUCUACUGGAUGACCCAUGCUGUAAACUGGAAACUCUCAAGAUUGACCAUUGUGGAGAGCUUCGGCUGAAACCGGCACCUCUUAGGUAUUUCUGUGACCUUUCUCUGGACCCAAACACAGCAGAAAGAAACCUCUUCCUGUGUGACAACAACAGAAGAGUGCUGGUGGUGAAAGAGAAGCAGCCGUAUCCUGAUCAUCCAGAGAGAUUCUACAGCUGGAAACAGGUGCUGUGUAGUGAAGGUCUGACUGGGCGCUGUUACUGGGAGGUCCUGUGGAAAGGAAGAGUUCAUAUAGGUGUGACAUACAGGGGAAUCAACAGGAGAGGUGAAAGCGAUGACUGCUGUAUUGGAUGGAACGAUCAGUCCUGGAGUCUGCUCUGCACCGAUCAGAGUUACACAGCCUGGCACAGUAACACACCUGAAGACACAGAAAAAGCCCCCUGCGGCAAGAAGGUAGCAGUGUAUCUGGACUGGCCUGCUGGCACUUUGGCCUUCUACUGUCUCCCCUCCAUUUUCUCUUCAGACAAACGGAUCCACCUCUUCACCUUCCACUCGACCUUCUCUGAGCCCCUCUUCCCCGCGUUUGGGUUUGGACGAAUGCGUGAGGGUGCAGAGGAUUUAAGAUCCCCGCAUCCCUCAGUUUAUCUGUCACAGAUUGAGAUGUCUUAAGACAGUACCUUAAGAAGAACAAAUUGUGUAGAAAAAGUUAUCUUUACAGCUGAAAUAAUUCAUAUGAGCUCACAGAAACAUGAGCCAGUCAAAAGAUUUAAAAGCAGACUUUAAAGGAAACUCUUGGCAUGCGGCAUGUUGUGGAUAUAAACAAAUAAUGUGGCAAUGCUAAGUUAAAAAGCUAAAGAGACACAAAUCCUAUUCGUAAGCCAAUAUAGACGGUAAAAAGAGAAGCCAAGAUAAGAUACGCUUUAUACAAACAUGUGUGCACAUACACACAUAACAUUUAACUGUUCAAACUAAAAUUGACAAUAACAGAGUUGACCUGGUGGGUGUAAUUGGAAGGGUCAGUGAAGGUUUGGGUGAACCACUUAUUAAGGGGGUCUGGUUAUGGGUAAUAUCAUUCUUGUAAACAGUGUAUUUAAAAGAAAAGGGCAAGGAGUUAUAUCUGUCCCAAUGUAUUUAAAGGUCCACUAUUAUGCAAAAUGCACUUUUUAAUUUAUUUAAUAGAUAUAUAUGUCUCCCUUGUGAAGAGACACAGAACGUUUCAGAAAAGAAUGUUGUCUCUUUCCUUCCUGAUCCAAGUGUGUUGGGGGAGUUAGGUUUCAGGUUCAUACGUGACGUAAAAUUGACAUCAUUUGUGGGUUGUACGGCAUUAGCAACAAACCAACCACUGUAAGCCCCGCCCACCCUCUUUAUUUAUAUAGCACAUAUUAAAAACAGAGGGUUUACCGAAGUGCUUCACAGCAAACAUAACAUUAUAAUAAAAUAUAAUAUUACAAUAAUAGAUAAAAGGCACAUAAAGACUAUGGACAGCCAAUAAAAGCAUACAAAUCGAUAAAACAGCUCCAACUGACUCGAAAGCGAGGGAAAAGAGGUGGGUCUUCAGGCGGGACUUAAAAGUUUGAAGGGUGGGCGACAAUUUGACAUGGGGGUCAGGUCGUUCCAGAGCCUGGGGGCUAUCGCUGAGAAGGCUCGGUCUCCCCUGGUAUUUUUCUUGGUUUUAGGGACUGCUAGCAGCAGCUGGUGUACGCCUUUAGGAGGUCGGAGAUGUACAGAGGGGGCCAGCCCAUUAAGCGAUUUAAAAACAAAUAAUAGAAUCUUAAAAUGAACUUUAAAAUGGACAGGAAGCGAGUGGAGGGAGGCCAGAAUAGGUGUGAUGUGUUCAUGCUUGCGGGUUCCUGUAAGCAGCCGAGCCGCAGCGUUUUGUACCAGCUGCAGGCGUGCCAGCGUGGUCUGGUUCCCCUCCCACAGCACCUCUGUGUGUCUGUGUAUUUUUGGUUGAAACAGAGGGGUUUAUGGCAUGCUAUGAUUCAUAAUCUAUUUGGUAUUUUGAGCCAAACACUUCAAAGACAUGUUUUGUAUAUAUCUGACACCUAUAAUAUAUUGUUGAAAUACACUAUUAUAUGUGACCUUUAAAUGAUGGCAAUUAUCCUACCAGCUGGCCUUCAAUACUUAGGAGCUGGAAAAGAGGUGGUUGUGAUUUAGAGCAAUACAUGUAAAACAGAAUCAGUACAUGUUAUACACUAUAUUAUUAUAUAAGCUCAAAUUUGUAUUUAAAAAUGUAAUAAAUAUAGUUUAUUUUACCUUUUUGCAUUCUUAAUUUGUAUGUGUCUUAUUUUAAGUUCAAUAUUGAUCUAGAAAUCUGCACAGCAACUACAAUCUAAAUCUAUUCAGUUUCAUCAGAACUCUUCACAUGAUUGUAUAUGUGAUAUGAAUAUGUCUUUGUUUUGUUUUUUUGAGGCUAGAGUUUCCCUUCAACCAUUUGUAAUGUGCUAUACAGCGUAAAGGCCAGUAGGGAGCAGGGUGAGCUUAACUUUACUGUUUGUUUUUUUGUAGAAAGAGAACGGCUAUUAUUGAUAUGAUCUCGUUGUGUGGAAUUCAUUUUCAGAAAAUAAAUGGCAUUGCAAACUG